ACUCGUCAAUUGAGUUAUUUUGAUAUUAUUAGCUAAUAUGGAUACUGUUUAUGAUCGUGCAUUAUUUGAAGUAGGGGACAAUGGUCUAUUUCAAAAAAAGUUUGACUUGAUUUAUAAUAUAGUACUUCCAUUUUUUUGGAUGAUGUCGUAUAAUAACUUAUUAUUUGUUCUGGCUAUUAUUCCACAUUCUUGUGAGCUACCAGACAAACCCGUAAAUGUUAGUGAACUUGCAUGGAAAUCGAAAUACAUACCCACAUUUGAGGACACAAUAGGAAGGAUCAAAUUCAACGAAUGUUCAAUUUACGUUAAUCCUGACGUUAAUAAUGAAACAACAAGUUGUGCUAAAUAUACAUAUGAUAAAACUUGGUAUGAAUCCACGGUGCCUUCUGAUAACAAUUGGGUUUGUGACGAUGAGAUCUAUGUGGCAAAUGUUUUCUCUAUCAGCAGAUUUGGAGAAAUAGCUGGAGCCUUGAUUUUCGGUUGGUUUGGAGAUGUAUAUGGUCGUCGAAUGACUUAUAUCAUUUCCUUGGCUUUCAUUGUUCUUGGAAGGAUUGUCUCACUUUUGGGAAGUAGUUCAUUCCUUUUUUUUGUAAGUGGUGCUCUGAUAACUUGCAUAUCAACAUGGACAGUUGUGCAAAGUUCAUAUGUAAUAUCAAUGGAAAUGUCAGCUUCAAAUAGACGUGCAGUGUACACAACUCUUCGAAGUGCAGCGCUAAGCUCAGGCAUGUGCGUGCUACCGUUACUGUAUUGGUGGCUUAGAGACUGGAAACUAUUUAUGUCUAUAACCACAUCGUCACAAUUGAUAUUCCUCUUUUUUUCUUGGAACAUUAUAGAAUCUCCCCGCUGGUCCUGGAUUUCGGGCAAAACAGAUGAUUGUAUUGUCAAUCUUCAGCGAAUUGCUCGUACCAAUAAGACAACGUUAAGUCCUGAAAUUGAGAACGAAAUACGGAAAACACCACCAAUCGGAAAAAUUCAGUCACUUGGCGUUCUCGCUCUGUUUACACAUUGGAGGCUGGCAACGAAUACCAUUCUACAAUUAGUUAUAUCAUUGAUUGUAACCCUAACUUACACCGUCCUUCUUUUCACUCCCGGUGAAAAAUCUGAUGGCAAUCCAUUUCUGGAAGCCUCUUGGCAAUCAUUUGCAGAAUUUCCAGGAUACUUUAUGGGUGCCCUGCUGGCCGAGCGUAUUGGGCGACGCUACACGGGUGCUGUUUCCUUAAGCAUUUCGGCUCUCAUGUGGACCAUAGUCGCGUUUCGUGAAAAUAAUUCAAAUGGAUGGAUCCAAAGCCAUUGGAUAGAAACUUCAUUACUUUUCACGAACCGGUUAUUCAUUACAUCUACCUAUUACGUCAUUAAUAUGUUCAAUAUGGAAUUGUACCCCACGUGUCUGAGGCAAUCAGGGAUGUCUUUGGGAAAUGUUAUAUCUAGUGGAGGCGCAGGUAUUGCGCCAUACGUUUUAUAUUUGGGACGACAUGUAGACCCAAAGUGGCCAGGAUUAUUGUUAGCUGGGGCCACUUUAUCCGGAGCAAUUAGCUGUCUACUGCUUCCAGAAACAUUAAAUGCAAAGCUUCCCGAAACUCUAGAAGACGCUCAAAAUUUUGGAAAAAAAUACUUCCCCUUAUCAAAACUGUCAUCACAAAAGCAAGAACACAAUACUGAAUAAUAGAAAUUAAGUACUAGGAAAUUUGUCGUAGCCUAGUCAAGCAUCUCACUUUGUCAUUUACCGUAAUAUACAAGGAUGAAAUUUACUUGUAUUUUAAACGAGUUACCUGUGAACGCUAGGUUUCAAAGCAUCUUCAUGGAAAAAUAUAUACACAGUAGGCCUUUUUUCUCGAAAACGACUCAAAUGUGUGUGUAUAAUAAUUUUUCAACUCAUGCACAAAAAUACAUAGUAAAAUGACACGUUUAUGCAUUUGAGUUUUUUAUGUAGGUACGUUUGAUUGUUCAAAUUAUUUUUUUAUUGCUUUACUAUACAAUAAAUAAAUAUAUCGCCAUGAAAUUUUAUUUAUUCUUUGGUGUUGUUUUUCAUUUUAGAAUGUCGCGCUUUUUUCCACUGAUAACUUUGACAGGUGUGUAAAAAAAGUGUAAUGCGCGAAAAGUUGACUAACAACAGAAAAUUAAAUUUUUUGACUAACAAAUUCGGUGCGCCAGAGUAUAGAUAUGGCUUUGUGCUGCCAGUGGAAAUAAUUAAUUUAAUUUCAGGGUAAUGCGUUGGGGUAAUUUCUGGGUAACAUUAUAUGACAUAAAUAAAUCCAAAUUUUAAUUUAAUUUAAUAAAAUCAUUGAUUUCAAU
Molecule: messenger RNA, 2292 nt
Organism: Leguminivora glycinivorella
Lineage: Eukaryota; Metazoa; Arthropoda; Insecta; Lepidoptera; Tortricidae
Product: organic cation transporter protein
Exons: 8
Coding region: 38-1663 (541 amino acids)
Biological process (GO): transmembrane transport
Cellular component (GO): membrane
Molecular function (GO): transmembrane transporter activity
Source: RefSeq, a predicted model, not a curated record